Messenger RNA from Pistacia vera, 749 nucleotides. RefSeq names its product putative germin-like protein 2-1. The record is from RefSeq and is a predicted model, not a curated record. The coding region runs from base 42 to 689 and encodes 215 amino acids. Gene Ontology annotation, molecular function: manganese ion binding. Gene Ontology annotation, cellular component: cell wall. The transcript is spliced from 2 exons. Lineage: Eukaryota; Viridiplantae; Streptophyta; Magnoliopsida; Sapindales; Anacardiaceae.
UUGUUUAAGAUUUUGAGACGUAUUACUUUUUAUAUUCUCCAAUGGCUACUAAAACAAUUCUCUUGUUAGGAUUCCUUGGUCUAGUUUUUUCACUUGCCUUAGCUGAUCAUAGCCCACUUCAAGAUUUUUGUGUCAGAGACGCAACAAGCUCAGUACUGGUGAAUGGUUUUGCCUGCAAAGAUGCAAAGCUAGUCGAAGCCAAAGAUUUCCAUUUCAGUGGGCUACACCUGACGGGUAACACAUCUAAUGCAGUUGGUUCCAGGGUGACUCCAGUGACAGUUGCCCAAUUUCCAGGUCUCAACACUCUUGGCAUUUCGAUGGUCCGCAUUGACAUUGCUCCAUGGGGCAUUAAUCCACCUCACACUCACCCCAGGGCCAGUGAAAUAUUGACUGUUCUGGAAGGUACUGUUGAGGUUGGGUUCAUCACUUCCAAUCCUGAUAACCGUCUCAUAGUGAAAGUUCUUCAGCCUGGCGAUGUGUUCACUUUCCCGGUGGGUCUCGUGCACUUCCAGCGCAACGUUGGAAACUGUAAUGCCGUGGCUAUUGCCGGUCUUAGCAGUCAAAAUCCUGGAACAGUCACUGUUGCUAACGCGGUCUUUGGUUCUAAGCCUGACAUUUCUAGCGAUGUUCUUGGACAGGCUUUCCAGGUUGAGAAGAAUGUGAUUGAGCAAUUACAGGCGAACUUUUAAGUCAACCAUAUAUGCAUUUACUCUGUGUAACCUGUCCAUUUGUCUUAUUUAAAUCGUUCU